Messenger RNA from Mucor velutinosus, 1143 nucleotides. Its product is annotated as serine palmitoyltransferase component. The transcript has 8 exons. Lineage: Eukaryota; Fungi; Mucoromycota; Mucoromycetes; Mucorales; Mucoraceae. Gene Ontology annotation, biological process: tricarboxylic acid cycle; isocitrate metabolic process. Gene Ontology annotation, cellular component: mitochondrion. Gene Ontology annotation, molecular function: isocitrate dehydrogenase (NAD+) activity; NAD binding; magnesium ion binding. Bases 1 to 1143 code for a protein of 380 amino acids. The record is from RefSeq and is a predicted model, not a curated record.
AUGCUCUCUUCCAAGUUCAUCUCCAAACCCAACGUUGUUGCUAUCCAAAAGAUUGCUACUCGUUCUUUUGCCUCAGCUACUUCUAUUCCCGUCCCUGCUCCCGUUGAACAAAAGAGCAUCUUCCCCAAGAAGUAUGGAGGAUCAUAUACUGUAACUCUUAUUCCCGGUGAUGGUAUCGGUCAAGAGCUCGCUGGUGCUGUCAAGGAUGUCUUCAAGGCUGCCAAUGUCCCCGUCGACUUUGAGCAAUAUGAUGUUUCCGGUUUGACUUCUGAAGACGACUCUCUUUUCCAACAAUCCAUCGAGUCCCUUCGUCGUAACAAGGUUGGUAUCAAGGGUACGCUCUUCACUCCUACUUCCAAGCUUGGCCACAAGUCCUUCAACGUCAGCAUGCGUAAGGAUUUGGACAUGUAUGCCUCUCUCUCUCUCUGUAAGAAUGUGCCUGGUGUCGAAUCUCGUUUGAGCAAUGUCGAUAUUGCUAUUAUUCGUGAAAACACUGAAGGUGAAUACUCUGGUUUAGAACAUCAGUCUGUUCCUGGUGUUGUUGAAUCUCUCAAGAUCAUUACCCGUGCAAAGACUGAACGUAUUGCUCGUUUUGCCUUUGAUUUUGCUGUCAAGAACAACCGCAAGAAGGUUACCAUCAUUCACAAAGCCAACAUCAUGAAAUUGGCUGAUGGUCUCUUUUUGCGCACCUGUCGUGAUGUCGCCAAGGAGUAUGCUCACCACGACAUUGAAGUCAACGACAUGAUUGUUGAUAACACUGCUAUGCAACUUGUAUCUCGCCCACAACAAUUCGAUGUCAUGGUCAUGCCCAACUUAUAUGGUAACAUUGUCUCCAACGUUGGUGCUGGUUUGAUUGGUGGACCUGGUUUGAUCCCAGGCUGUAACAUUGGUCGUGAAUAUGCCAUGUUCGAACCUGGAUGUCGUCAUGUUGCUCUUGAUAUUCAAAACCAAAACAGUGCCAACCCCACUGCCAUGCUCCUCUCCUCUGUCAUGAUGUUGAGACAUUUGAACCUGGAUGAACAUGCCAACAGAAUCUCAUCUGCUGUCUAUGAGACCAUCAGCUCUGGCAAGGCCAGAACCGUUGAUAUUGGCGGUACAAGCACCACCAAAGAAUUCACUAAUGCUGUUAUCAGCUCUUUGUAA